Messenger RNA from Sphaeramia orbicularis (orbiculate cardinalfish), 2169 nucleotides. It is a transcript of the gene atic, whose product is annotated as 5-aminoimidazole-4-carboxamide ribonucleotide formyltransferase/IMP cyclohydrolase. Gene Ontology annotation, biological process: 'de novo' IMP biosynthetic process. Bases 150 to 1925 code for a protein of 591 amino acids. Lineage: Eukaryota; Metazoa; Chordata; Actinopteri; Kurtiformes; Apogonidae. Gene Ontology annotation, molecular function: IMP cyclohydrolase activity; phosphoribosylaminoimidazolecarboxamide formyltransferase activity. The transcript has 15 exons. The record is from RefSeq and is a predicted model, not a curated record. Gene Ontology annotation, cellular component: cytosol.
AAACGAUGAAAAGCUGCGAAAUCAGUCUGUGUGUCUGGUGCGUCCUCGUGAGGUAUUUAUCCAUCAACCUGAAGACAAACUGUCCUCGUGCCCUGUAGACAGACCUUCGGACAUUCAGACAUUCGGACAGACGGACUCUAACUGUGGACAUGGCUUGUGCAGAACUCGCUCUUCUGAGUGUGUCGGAUAAAACUGGCCUGGUGGAGUUUGCUCAAAGGCUGGUGGAUGUGGGGCUGUCCCUGGUGGCCUCAGGUGGGACCGCCAAAGCCCUGAGGGAUGCGGGACUAGCUGUCAGGGAUGUAUCUGAGCUGACUGGACAUCCAGAGAUGCUGGGAGGAAGAGUGAAGACCCUCCAUCCUGCUGUCCAUGGAGGCAUCCUGGCCAGGAAGACCCCCAGUGACACGGCAGACAUGGAGAAGCUGGGUUAUAAUCUGGUCAGAGUGGUGGUGUGUAACCUGUACCCAUUUGUAAAGACUGUCUCUAACCCGACUGUUACAGUAGAGGACGCAGUGGAGCAAAUUGACAUCGGUGGUGUAACUCUGCUGAGAGCAGCGGCAAAGAAUCAUGCCCGGGUCACCAUUGUGUGUGACCCCUCUGACUAUUCACUGGUUGCCAAGGAGUUGGAGAGUUCAGGGGACAAAGAUACAACCCUAGAGACUCGCCGGACUCUGGCCCUCAAAGCCUUCACACACACAGCCCAAUACGAUGAUGCCAUAUCGGACUACUUCCGUGGACAAUACAGCCGUGGUGUUUCCCAGCUGCCUUUGCGUUACGGCAUGAACCCCCACCAAGCACCCGCCCAGCUCUACACCCUGCGUCCAGCCCUCCCCCUUCAAGUGGUUAACGGUUCCCCUGGUUUUAUUAACCUGUGUGAUGCUCUGAACGCCUGGCAGCUGGUCAGGGAACUGAAGAACGCCCUCGGCAUGGCCGCUGCCACCUCCUUCAAACACGUCAGCCCUGCUGGAGCUGCAGUAGGAGUUCCUCUGACUGAGGAGGAGGCCAAGGUGUGUAUGGUGCACGACAUGCUGCAGGAUCUGAGCCCACUGGCCACGGCAUACGCUAGAGCAAGAGGUUCAGACCGAAUGUCUUCCUUUGGGGAUUUCAUUGCUCUGUCAGAUGUGUGUGAUGUUCCUACAGCCAGGAUUAUUUCCAGAGAGGUGUCUGAUGGUGUCAUUGCUCCUGGUUAUGAAGAAGAGGCUCUCAAGAUCCUCUCUAAAAAGAAGAACGGAAACUACUGCGUCCUUCAGAUGGACCCUGACUAUGUCCCUGAUGAGGCUGAGGUGAGAGUGCUGUUUGGCCUGUAUCUUAAACAAAAGAGAAAUGGAGCUCUUAUAAACAAGGAAUUCUUCAGCAACAUCGUUUCCAAGGGCUCGCUCUCUGAAGAUGCUGUGCGGGAUCUCGUCGUGGCCACCAUCGCUGUCAAGUACACUCAGUCUAACUCUGUCUGCUAUGCUAAGAAUGGACAGGUUAUUGGGAUUGGUGCUGGUCAGCAGUCUCGUAUCCACUGCACACGACUGGCAGGUGAUAAGGCCGACAACUGGUGGCUGAGACAUCAUCCGCGUGUCCUGAACAUGAAGUUUCGCAGUGGUGUGAAAAGAGCAGAAAUGGCCAACGCCAUCGAUCAAUUUGUCAGUGAUACCAUUGGAGAGGGCCCUGACUUGGCUGUGUGGAAGUCGAUGUAUGAUGAGGUGCCCGAAACUUUAUCAGCAACUGAAAAGAAGAACUGGAUCAGCUCCCUGCAGGCGGUAGCAGUCAGCUCUGAUGCCUUCUUCCCCUUCAGAGAUAACAUAGAUCGUGCUAAACGGAGCGGUGUUGAGUACAUUGCAGCUCCAGCAGGUUCCGCUGCUGACCAGGUUGUGAUUAACGCCUGUAAUGAGCAGGGCAUCACCCUGGUGCACACCAGCCUUCGCCUGUUCCACCACUGAGCACCUGAACACUUUGCACACCCAGUGUUCUGUAAACUCACAAUUCUCUUGAAACGUGGAAAACCUUUUUCUAACAUUGUUGUUACUCUUAACAUUCCUACUGAUGCUUAAUAAAGUACUCGCAUCUGCACUAUUUUGUAACACUAACUGCAUUUCUAAUGUGUGGUCCUAACAUGGAGAUAACUGAUGUUGUCCUCAUCAGGCUGUCACGGUUCAAGUAUUAAAUAAACUGUUACUGUCAAGU